GGGGGCAGCCUCACGCUGCACGAUAGUUUGCCAUUUCUCGCGACACUUCUCCGCCCUCUGUGGUUCUUGUUCCUUGACGCGGUGGUGACAUUGGCUUCAUUUUCCGGACCGUUGUUCUGGCUGUCGUGUUGCCGAACCGAGCGGAUCAUUAAUGAUAUCGAAAGGGAGAGUCCACGGUAAAAGUUCCAGGAUGUCGCUGGAGGUGCUGGCGGCGAGUGGCCUGAAGCAGUGCCAACAGGCCCAGGAUCAGCUGGAGGAUGCCAUCGGUGCCGUGAUGAAGGCGGAGCAGCAGCUGAGGGAGAAUGCCAGAGAGGUGCGCUCGGAGUUGCAGAGCUGCGUGAGCCGCCAGCAGGAGGCGCUGCGCUGUAGGGAGGUGUGGCUGCUGGGUCAGAUUGAGCUGCUCGAACAAGUGAAGACGGAAACUCUGCAACAGCAGCUGCACCAGCUGCACCGGCUCCGAGGUCAGUUUGACGUGAUCGCCUACCAGCUGCAGAGCUCCAGCAGCAACGACCUGAACAACCAGCUGACCAGCUGCAUGGAGAAGUUGUCCUCUCUGAGUCUCACUCCAGAGGAAACACCUGAGUUGAGUUUCCAUGCCGACUCUCGCUCUCUGAAGCAGGCCAUCACCUCAUUUGGCAGCAUCAACGCCCAGCUUGUGGAGGGUAUAUCCUCUCAGAGCUCCACCCACCUGAGACCUCAGGUGCAGAGUUGUCCGAUCACAGCGAAGAAGCAGCAGAUGGCUGAGCCCUCCUCUCUGAGCGAUUGGCUGCUAGAAUCUCAACCCGCCAACAGCUUCGCUCCCAUUGGCUAUCAGUCUAGCACAGACCCGCAGGAUUGGCUGCUGUCACAGAAGGAGAGUAAGACUUCCUGUCCCGUGAUGGCUUCCGUGAACUUCAUGAAAGCCUGGGGUCAGCUCAGGGACUUGGAGGCGUGGCUUAUUCAAGACCCCUCCCCCAACCGGGAGAGAAGCGUCAGCAGCUGUAGCUCCUCCUUCUCCAUCGAGAAGAUCGACGAAAUGGAGCUGUCUGAGGAGGAGAAGGCGAGCCGGGAGGAGAACGGUUCCUCCUCGUCUCUCUUCCAGAGCCCCCUGGAGACGGACCUGUGGCUAUUUCCACGGAAGAGCCCAGCGCCCGAUUCCGCAGUGCCGCCCCAGGAGGAGGAGGAAGAGGACAAGUGGCUGCUGAGGAAGAGGAGUCAAGCUCAGGAACGCCUCGCUGUGGCGCUGCCCACCAUGUGUGACCUGUUCUCUUGCAUGAAGGUGGGCGGAGACAAAGAGAAGUGGCUGCACAGAUCUCCCAUACAGAUGUGAUGAUGAUGACGACGAUGAUGCUUCUUCUUCUCUUCUGGAGUCACUUUAUCGCUGAUCAGCGCACACAAUCUCAUCUGUCUAACCGUCGUCGCUGACGCCUUUUUCUCCUUUCUGUGACAUCAUCAUGCAGUGCCGCUACCCACCAUUGAUCGCCAGUCAGCAACAGCCUAAAGCCCCUUUCAGAUGUAGCUGGCCCCGCCCUUUGAUUAACGUGGCAGGAAGCAGGAUGUAGGACUCUGAAAGGGGCCUCAGCAGUUUCAUCAGGUGAAAGUUCAUAUGGCUACAGAGGGUGUGGUGAGACGUUUCAGCUUCUAAUCAAUAACCGAUCAGUCACCAAUCAAUAAUCAGCAUUUAGAGCUGCGAGUGUUUCGCUUAUUGUGGAAGAGAUGAGGGGGCGGGACUAUAUGGAAGAGUGCGUGGGGUGUAUUUUAAACAUAAAUUAGACUUUAUUUUAUAAUACGACUGAUGUCACUUCCUUUAACCACAUUUUUGUUUUUCUAAAACCUGCUGACAUCACAGAGACUCACUUCCUGUCUGGCCUGCAGGCUUCCAUCCUGUAACGUGGUUUGUUGGCAUAAGAGGGACUCGGUUUCCCAGAGUGCUUUGUUGGAAGAAGCUGUGCAGGCUGGUCACGUGACUCUGGUCAGCGAUUGGUGCUUUCCAUUGCAGCUCUCGUGUGAGGGGGCGGGCGUUAUCACAUAUAGCUGUGGUGUCAUCACUUUUUUUCCUGCUGUGAUUCUCUACAGUAAUAAAGUUUUCUGACAUCA
Pundamilia nyererei is the source of this 2076-nucleotide messenger RNA. It is a transcript of the gene ncoa4, whose product is annotated as nuclear receptor coactivator 4. Gene Ontology annotation, biological process: response to hormone; intracellular iron ion homeostasis. The record is from RefSeq and is a predicted model, not a curated record. Bases 152 to 1309 code for a protein of 385 amino acids. The transcript is spliced from 11 exons. Gene Ontology annotation, molecular function: transcription coactivator activity. Lineage: Eukaryota; Metazoa; Chordata; Actinopteri; Cichliformes; Cichlidae.